This is a messenger RNA of Ictalurus furcatus (blue catfish), 7759 nucleotides long. It is a transcript of the gene plxna3, whose product is annotated as plexin A3. Gene Ontology annotation, molecular function: protein binding; semaphorin receptor activity. The coding region runs from base 666 to 6347 and encodes 1893 amino acids. Gene Ontology annotation, biological process: regulation of cell migration; semaphorin-plexin signaling pathway involved in axon guidance; positive regulation of axonogenesis. Gene Ontology annotation, cellular component: semaphorin receptor complex. NCBI's taxonomy places the organism in Eukaryota, Metazoa, Chordata, Actinopteri, Siluriformes, Ictaluridae. The transcript is spliced from 32 exons. The record is from RefSeq and is a predicted model, not a curated record.
CAUCUGGGUUGGUAGAAAAAUACUAGCUAAAGGGCGGGCUUAAACCAUCACCUGCGUGGGGGUAGUUCAUUCAAUAAUAUCGAUCAUUAAAAUGCACGAUUGUACAUAAUCACCUGAUAGUUGAUGCAAAGUAAUAAAUUAUUUACAUGUAUAUAAAUGAGUAUGAUGUGAGUAGUGAUGGAAAUGCUUGUAUCGGUGACAUUGAGCGCACGAGCUCAACGGCGCACCCCUGCUCAACAGAUGGUUCGCUCCAUUUAAAGGGCCAGUAGCCACCGACCCCGCGCUUCUGAAGAAAGCAGGACGGUUUUCUCGGGGUUAUGAGAUUUGCGACGCAGUCGGGGCGGUGAGCACCCUGGGUGUGUUUUUUUUUUAUAUUCGCCUGCGUCCUGGUGUUUUUCUUUUACACACGCACACAAAAAGAGGAGAGAGAGACAGAGAGAGAGAGAGAUAGAUAGAUAAAUAUAUACAUAUAUAUCAAAAGAAAGCAAGAAACAGGACCGCAAAAAUCACGGAUUGUGUUGUUUUGAAGAAGAGCUGUGGAUCUAACUGUUGCACUUUGAACACAGACAUGAACUACUGAAACCGCUUCAAAAAGAAAAUCUGUGAAAAGUUUGAGGGAAGGAGCACUGUCUCAUCCCUCCUCUUCAGAAGAAAGCUUUGAAACCAUGAUGCUGUCGUGGCUGCUGACAUAUUUCACUGCAUUUGUCAUCGGGAUGGUUGCACCAUUCCCGAUGACCCCCACAGAGCAACCUCCGGAAACAAGCACCUUCCGGGUGAAGGACACAAGUUUGACGCACUUGACUGUCCACCGCAAGACAGGUGAAGUGUUUGUGGGAGCCGUCAAUCGCAUCUACAAGCUCUCUGAGAACCUGACCGAGCUCCGCUCGCACCAGACUGGUCCGAUAGAGGACAACGCCAAGUGCUACCCUCCACCCAGUGUCCGGGCAUGCGCCCACAAGCUGGAAUUUUCCGAUAACAUCAACAAGCUCCUGCUGAUAGACUAUGCUAGCAACAGGCUGGUAGCCUGUGGCACCAUCUGGCAGGGAGUUUGCCAGUUCCUGCGGCUGGGUGACUUGUUCAAGCUGGGCGAGCCUCACUUGCGCAAAGAGCACUACCUUUCAGGAGCUCGGGAGGCGGAUGGCAUGGCCGGAGUGGUAGUGGGCGAUGAUGACGAUGAUCCAAAGAAGAAGAGAAAGAAGGGAGACGGCCGCUUGUUCAUUGGUGCUGCCAUCGACGGCAAGUCUGAAUACUUUCCAACGUUGUCCAGCCGCAAACUCGUGGAGGAUGAGGAGAGUGCAAGCAUGUUCAGCUUGGUGUACCAGGAUGAGUUUGUCUCGUCCCAGAUCAAGAUCCCAUCAGACACGCUGUCUCUCUAUCCUGCCUUUGACAUCUACUAUGUCUAUGGUUUUGCCAGUCGGACUUACAUCUACUUCCUCACUCUGCAGUUAGACACCCAGCUCACGCAAAUGGACGCCACUGGCGAGAAGUUUUUCACCUCCAAGAUUGUCCGCAUGUGCUCCAAUGACACAGAGUUCUACUCUUACGUCGAGUUCCCGCUCGGCUGCACCAAGGACGGUGUGGAAUACCGCCUGGUCCAGGCUGCGUACAAGCACCGUCCGGGCAAGGCACUCGCUCAGGCUCUGGGGCUGUCCGAGGAUGAGGAUGUGCUCUUUGUGGUGUUCUCGCAAGGCCAGAAGAACCGGGCAAAUCCACCUCGUGAGACCGUGCUGUGCCUGUUCACCCUUCAUCAGAUCAACCUGGCCAUGCGUGAGAGGAUCAAGUCUUGCUACCGUGGAGAGGGAAGGCUUUCUCUGCCUUGGCUGCUCAAUAAGGAGCUUCCCUGCAUCAACACGCCGAAGCAGAUCGGCGAUGACUUUUGCGGCCUGGUCCUGAACCAGCCUCUCGGAGGGCUGCGGGUCAUCGAGGGGACGCCGCUAUACGACGAACGGACGGACGGCAUGGCCUCAGUGGCUGCGUACACCUACGGAGAUCAUACGGUGGUGUUCGUGGGGACGCGAACCGGCCAUCUUAAAAAGAUCCGAGUGGACGGCGUUUCUCCGCCUUCCCAGAACGUGCUGCUGUACGAGACGGUCACGGUGGUGGAGGGGAGCCCGAUCCUGCGCGACAUGGUGUUCAGUCCGGAUUAUCAGUACACCUACUUGCUGAGCGACAAACAGGUGACCCGUCUCCCAGUGGAGAGCUGUUCUCAGUACAGUAGCUGUAAGAGCUGCCUAGGCUCCGGAGAUCCUCACUGUGGCUGGUGUGUCCUUCACAACAAAUGCUCCAGGAAGGAAGCGUGUCAGAAAUGGGAGCUGCCGCAGCACUUCAGCACGGAGCUGAAGCAGUGUGUCGACAUCACCGUCACCCCCGCGAACAUGUCCGUGACCUCGGCCUCCACUCAGCUGAGUGUGAAGGUGGCGCAUGUGCCGAACCUCUCAGCAGGUGUGACAUGUGUGUUUGAGGACCUGAGCGAGAGCCCUGGAGAGGUGCUGCCUAAAGGACAGAUCCUCUGCAUGUCCCCGUCACUGCGAGACAUCCCGACGCUCACACACGGAUACGGUGAUAAACGAGUGGUCCGGCUGUCACUCAAGUCCAAAGAGACCGGGCUGAAAUUCAUCACGACGGAUUUCGUCUUCUAUAACUGCAGCGUCCUGCAAUCGUGUUCCUCGUGUGUCAGCAGCCCUUUUCCCUGCAACUGGUGUAAAUAUCGGCACAUCUGCACCAACAACGUGGCCGAGUGCUCCUUCCAGGAGGGCCGAGUCAGCAGUGUCGAGGGUUGCCCCCAGAUCCUGCACAGCAGCGAUAUCCUGGUUCCAGCGGGUGUCGUUCGACCAAUCACACUGCGAGCUCGAAACCUUCCCCAGCCCCAGUCGGGUCAAAAGAACUACGAAUGUGUGUUCAGCAUCCAGAGCAAAAUCCAGCGCGUCCCAGCCGUGCGAUUCAACAGCUCCUGUAUACAGUGCCAGAACACGUCGUACUGGUAUGAAGGUAAUGAGAUGGGGGACCUGCCUGUGGAUUUCUCCAUCGUCUGGGACGGAGACUUUCCCAUCGACAAACCCUCUGCUCUGAGAGCUCUCCUGUACAAGUGUGAGGCUCAGAGGGACAGCUGCGGUCUGUGUCUGAAGGCAAACAGCAUGUUCGAGUGUGGCUGGUGUUUGGCAGAUAAGCGCUGUCUCCUGAAGCAGCACUGCCCUUCGGCCGAACACAACUGGAUGCACCAGGGCCGCCGCAACGUGCGCUGCAGCCAUCCCCGCAUCGCCAAGAUCCAGCCCUUGACUGGUCCUAAAGAGGGGGGCACGCGGGUGACGAUCGAGGGUGAGAACCUGGGGUUGCAGGUGAGAGAGAUCACACACGUGCGUGUGGCCGGCGUGCGCUGUAACGCUGUGGCGCAGGAAUACAUCAGCGCUGAGAGGAUCGUGUGUGACAUGGAGGAGUCUCUCAUGGCGAGUCCCCCGGGCGGUCCAGUAGAGCUGUGUAUCGGAGACUGCAGUGCUGAUUACCGUACUCAGUCGUCUCAGACGUACGCGUUCGUGACGCCCAGUUUCAGCCGUGUACAGCCGGAUAAAGGGCCCGUGUCAGGAGGAACCAGGCUGACCAUCUCCGGCCGGCAUCUGGACGCAGGAAGCGCCGUCACGGUGUUCCUGGCCCAGGAGACGUGCGUGUUUGUCAGGAGAACGAUGCACGAGAUCGUGUGUGUGACCCCGGCCUCUGCGUUGAGCUCGGGAGCCGUGUCCAUAAAGCUGUUCAUAGAUAAAGCCGAAAUCAACAGCGACCUGCGUUACAUCUACACCGAGGAUCCCAGCAUCCUCAGCAUCGAGCCCAACUGGAGCAUCAUCAACGGCAGCACGGCUCUGACGGUGACUGGAACACACCUGCUCACCAUCCAGGAGCCCAAAGUCAGGGCCAAAUACAGCGGCGUGGAGACCACCAACGUGUGUACGGUGGUAAACGACUCCACUAUGACCUGCCUCGCUCCUCCUAUUGUCUACACAAAGCGACAGGUGCCCGAGAGCGGCCUUCAUCCCGACGAGUUCGGCCUUAUCCUGGACCACGUGUCCUCUCUCCUCAUCCUCAACGGCACUCCUUUUACCUAUUAUCCCAACCCGACCUUUGACCCGCUCGGGAACGCCGGGAUACUGGAGGUCAAGCCUGGAUCUCCUAUAAUCCUUAAGGGUAAAAACCUGAUUCCUCCCGCCCCCGGGAACGCCCGCCUGAAUUACUCCGUGAUGAUUGGAGAAACCCCGUGUCUGCUAACUGUCUCCGAGUCUCAGCUGCUCUGUGAUUCGCCAGACCUUACCGGAGAGCAGCGUGUCCUGAUUUUGGUUGGCGGGUUGGAGUACUCCCCCGGCACCCUCCACAUCUACUCGGACAGCACGCUGACACUUCCCGCUAUCAUCGGGAUCGGAGCGGGCGGCGGCGUCCUCCUCAUAGCCAUCAUCGCCGUCCUCAUCGCCUACAAGAGGAAGACGAGGGACGCGGAUCGCACGCUCAAACGCCUGCAGCUCCAGAUGGACAACCUGGAGUCCCGGGUAGCACUGGAGUGCAAGGAAGCAUUCGCCGAACUGCAGACAGACAUCCAAGAGCUGACCAAUGACAUGGAUGGCGUGAAGAUCCCAUUCUUAGAGUACCGUACCUACACUAUGAGAGUGAUGUUCCCUGGAAUCGAGGAGCACCCGGUUCUAAAGGAGCUUGAUUCUCCAGCUAACGUGGAGAAGGCCUUGCGUCUCUUCAGCCAGCUGCUCCACAACAAGAUGUUCCUGUUGAUGUUCAUCCACACGCUGGAGGCCCAGAGGUCUUUCUCCAUGCGCGACCGAGGCAACGUGGCGUCUCUUCUCAUGGCGGCGCUGCAGGGUAGGAUGGAGUACGCCACCGUGGUGCUCAAGCAGCUUCUGGCCGACCUCAUCGAGAAGAACCUGGAGAACCGUAACCAUCCCAAGCUACUUCUGCGACGAACGGAAUCCGUGGCCGAGAAGAUGCUCACCAACUGGUUCACGUUCCUUCUGCAUCGCUUCCUCAAGGAAUGUGCAGGUGAGCCUCUCUUCAUGCUGUACUGCGCGAUAAAGCAGCAGAUGGAGAAAGGACCGAUCGACGCCAUCACCGGAGAGGCUCGCUACUCGCUCAGCGAGGACAAGCUCAUCCGACAGCAGAUCGACUACAAGCAGCUGACUCUGAUGUGUAUUCCUCCGGAGGGAGACGCCGGCACCGAGGUCCCAGUGAAGGUGCUGAACUGUGACACAGUGACUCAGGUGAAAGAUAAGCUGCUGGAUGCGGUGUAUAAAGGGAUCCCAUACUCUCAGAGACCACAAGCUGAUGACAUGGACCUCGAAUGGAGACAGGGCCGACUCACCAGAAUCAUUCUUCAAGACGAAGACGUCACCACAAAGAUCGAGAGUGACUGGAAGAGACUGAACACACUGGCGCAUUACCAGGUGACAGAUGGCUCAGUGGUGGCUCUGGUUCAGAAGCAAGUGUCUGCGUACAACAUCGCCAACUCAUUCACAUUUACGCGCUCACUCAGUCGAUACGAGAGCUUGCUCAGGACUUCGAGCAGUCCGGACAGCCUGCGCUCUCGGGCACCAAUGAUCACCCCUGACCAGGAGACUGGCACCAAACUGUGGCACCUGGUGAAAAACCAUGAGCACGCAGACCAGCGUGAAGGGGACCGCAGCAGCAAGAUGGUGUCCGAGAUUUACCUCACACGCCUUCUGGCCACGAAGGGCACACUUCAGAAGUUUGUGGAUGACUUGUUCGAGACGGUGUUCAGUACGGCUCACCGUGGCAGCGCCCUCCCUCUGGCCAUCAAGUACAUGUUCGACUUUCUGGAUGAGCAGGCAGACAAGAGACAGAUCAGUGACCCAGAUGUGCGUCACACCUGGAAGAGCAACUGCUUGCCUUUACGGUUCUGGGUGAACGUGAUCAAGAAUCCACAGUUUGUGUUCGAUAUACAUAAGAGCAGUAUCACAGAUGCGUGUUUGUCAGUGGUGGCUCAGACCUUCAUGGACUCGUGCUCAACGUCGGAACACCGUCUAGGCAAAGACUCGCCGUCCAAUAAGUUGCUUUAUGCUAAAGACAUCCCCAAUUACAAGAGCUGGGUGGAGAGGUACUACAGAGACAUCAGCAAGAUGCCGAGUAUCAGCGAUCAAGACAUGGACGCCUAUCUGGUGGAGCAGUCCCGUCUCCAUGGCAGCGAGUUCAACACACUGAGCGCGCUCAAUGAGCUCUAUUUUUACAUCAACAAGUACAAAGAGGAGAUCUUGACGGCACUGGACAGAGACGGGUACUGCCGCAAACACAAACUGAGACACAAACUGGAACAAGCCAUUAACCUGAUGUCUGGCAGUAGCUGAUGGAGCAGGAGGAGAGGAAGAGAAGAGGAAAGAAGAGGAGGGAGGGUGUGAGGGAAUGGAUGAAGAGGGGGUUGGCUGGAAGGCUCUGAGGAACUGACCGGCACUGAAAUGUCCUUAGCUUGUGAUGGGAAGAGGAGAGACUAAACACACUGGACAAUCAACACUCAAGCAACCACAGCACACGGACGCCCAAUAUUUCACUAUUACUCUGGACCAGAACCUGCACAGCCAAACGCCGCCGCUCUCCUCUCCAUGUUCUCUCUCUGUGUCUCACUAUCUGUUAUUCCCAGUCUCAAGUUUUAAUUUUCAUCUUUCCUCUAUUCUCCUUUUGGGUUCUCUCUUUCUAUUUCACCUUCUUUAUCUCUCUCUCUCUCUCUUCCUCUUCCUUUCACUGUCUCAUGCAAAGGCAAACUGCCAAAAAAAAAAAAGAAGAAAAAAAAAAAAAACUUUUGGAAUCGGACAACUGUGGAUCACUAAGAUACAUUCCAAUAAGAAAAGGCGACACGUGCCGUUGCCGUGGAAGCCGUGCUGAAUUGUAAAGCCAGUGCCAUGAAGGGAUGGGGGGGGUGGGGGUGGGGAUUAAGAAACCGAAAGCAAAAUGAUGCAAUUGAAAACAGUGACAUUCGUAAGCUCUGAGAGAGGCCCGGUGGUCUAAGGGAAUCUCUGAAAAUUCAGUCCUCAGUUCUAAAAACGUGAGAACAGUAGGCAUGGAAUACAGGAACCGCAUCCUCGUCUCAAACAAAAUCGCCAUAGAGCAACGAAAAGCGCCUUUUCUCUCGUUCUUUUCCUCGUCUCUCGUGAAUCUGGGGCCAAACGGACCUGAGCAGUGCAAAUCAGCGUCCUUCAGAGCUUGCCUUUCUGUUACGCCCGGACUUAUCCCUGAACCCCGACUCGAACAUGGCCUCAAGCUGGCCGUUUCUGCUCUAAUGGGGUUUCUCCCCUUGAUAUUGUAACCCCCUACCCCUUACCCCAUACCCCUUCCCUCACCCAAUCCUCGGUUCCUUAAAUUUUUUUGUAUUAUACCACUGUGUUACUGUGAGGGUUGGAGUGUUUUAACUCAGAUCUGUGGUCCUUCCCUGAAGGGAAAGGCUUUCGAGUGUUGUACUUUGAUAACAGGCAUCCUGACGUAAUAGAUCCAUCCAUCCAAGAGCAAUAAGUCGAGUUCAAACGGAAGCCAUGAGUCGAAAUUUCAGCGUCCCAUUCCAAACCACGAAAUUCCCGUUGUGAGAACCUUUUCUUUUCUUUCUUUUUCAUCCUGUGUCACCGUUUCUGAAAAUCAAUGGUAUAUCGUGUAACCGUACUAUACACCAAGCACAACAAGGUAAAACUGUCACACUGAUUAUCUCUGAUCAUUUUAGCAGUUUAUUAACUCGACAUUUGAGAUUCAGCUGUAGGUAAUUGCGAGUCUCUGA